This is a messenger RNA of Hyla sarda, 2223 nucleotides long. It is a transcript of the gene FGGY, whose product is annotated as FGGY carbohydrate kinase domain containing. The transcript is spliced from 17 exons. Gene Ontology annotation, biological process: carbohydrate metabolic process. Gene Ontology annotation, molecular function: kinase activity; phosphotransferase activity, alcohol group as acceptor. Lineage: Eukaryota; Metazoa; Chordata; Amphibia; Anura; Hylidae. Bases 138 to 1853 code for a protein of 571 amino acids. The record is from RefSeq and is a predicted model, not a curated record.
CAUAGAUGACGUACAAAGGGCCAAUCCCCAACAAUCUGACAAAAGAUACAGAAAAACUGCAGCUUUAUAGAGGAAGCUGAGAUAGAAACAUUGUAACAAUCUGCUGUGAAAGUAACCAGUGUGCAACCAAAUUUAAAAUGCAGAAGGAAAAAAGGGAAGCGGCCUAUUACUACAUUGGCAUAGACGUGGGCACGGCGAGUGUACGGGCAGCUUUGGUGGACCAGUCUGGGGUGGUGGUUGACCAGGCUGAAGAAGCUGUGACUAUAUGGGAACCUCAUCCUGACCACUACGAGCAGUCGUCCCAGGACAUCUGGAGAGCGUGCUGUGCUGCCAGCAAGAAAGUGGCGCAGUCGGCGGGAUGCGGUCAGAUCCGGGGCCUGGGGUUCGAUGCCACCUGCUCCCUUGUGGUUCUGAACAAACAGUUCCAGCCUUUGACAGUCAAUGCAGAAGGCGACCAUAACAGGAAUGUCAUCAUGUGGAUGGAUCAUCGCGCAGGAAACCAAGUAGAUCGGAUUAACAGAACCAACCACGGCGUAUUACGUUACGUUGGUGGCGUGAUGUCUGUCGAGAUGCAACCGCCCAAGCUCCUCUGGCUGAAGGAGAAUUUAGGUGAGGAAUGCUGGGAGAAGGCCGGACACUUUUUGGAUCUUCCAGAUUUUUUAUCGUGGAAAGCAACCGGGUCUCUCACCAGAUCCCUCUGCACUCUGGUCUGUAAGUGGACGUUUUCCUCAGAUGGGGGAUGGGAUGACAGUUUCUGGAAGGAGAUUGGUCUGGAGGAUAUUAUAGAAGACAACUACUCAAAGAUAGGAAACCAUGUUGUGUCUCCAGGAGACUCUGUCGGCAAUAACCUCACGUCUCGAGCUGCCAGAGACCUUGGCCUUCCAGAGGGGAUCGCCGUGGCUGCUUCCCUCAUUGACGCUCACGCCGGGGGGCUCGGAGUGAUCGGUGCCGAUGUGACCGGGUAUAACCUGCCGUGUGAGAAUCAGCCAAUCACGUCCCGGCUGGCGUUAAUCUGCGGAACGUCUUCCUGUCAUAUGGCGAUCAGUGAGGAGCCUAUAUUUGUCCCCGGUGUGUGGGGUCCCUACUACUCAGCCAUGGUCCCCGGAUUGUGGCUCAAUGAGGGAGGACAAAGCGCAACUGGAAAACUUAUUGAUCACAUGGUCCGAGGCCACGAUGGAUUCACCGAAUUACAAAACAAAGCGAAAUCCAGGGGCCAACACCUGUACGCAUACUUAAACCAUCACCUGGACCAAAUCCGGGCGGCGCGACCGCAAGACCCUCUGACUGGGGAUUUGCAUGUCUGGCCCGAUUUUCAUGGAAACCGAUCGCCCCUUGCUGACCUCACCCUGAAAGGGAUGGUUGUGGGGCUGACUCUGUCCAGGGGCCCGGAUGACCUGGCUCUGCUGUACUUGGCCACAGUGCAGAGUAUUGCGUUGGGAACCAGACACAUUUUGGAGACAAUGGCCUCUUCAGGCCACAACAUCAGCAGUUUGUUCCUAUGUGGGGGGCUCAGUAAGAACCCCCUCUUUGUUCAGAUGCAUGCUGACAUUACUGGUCUUCCAGUUGUGUUAUCCAAAGAAGUAGAAUCAGUUCUUGUAGGAGCGGCCAUCCUAGGAGCCUGUGCCUCUGGCGACUUUACAUCCAUCAGGGUUACAGCACAAGGGGACAGAACACCAGCAGGAUACGCCAUAAUUUAUUGUUUCCUGACGGAAGCCAUGCGGAAAAUGGCCAAGGUUGGAAAGAUCGUCCUUCCAAACCCUGAACACAAAAGAUUCUAUGAGAAGAAGUAUCAAGUAUUCCUGAAACUCUACGAGCACCAGAGGGAGUAUCAGGCCAUAAUGGACGAAUGUUAAGAGCGACGGGAUCAGAUGUCAUUUACCGCAGUAAUGGACGCCAUCGGAUACAAUACAAUGUUUACGAUAAAGCGAUCUGUAUGGGGGGGGGGGUGAUAUCUUUGUAAUAAAUUUGGGACCUUCUCCCGCUGUCAAUCACAAUGCAGAUUUCUUUUCUAAAGCAUUUACAAGGUGAUAAGAAACCUUCAAGGAGUCAGGAAACGUGGAAAAUGAUGAGAGUUAUGCUGGGAGUUGUAGUCCUUUCUCUACUCUGUCACAUGACAGAGUGGUUAAGCCAGUGUUUUCCAAAUGGUGGGCCUCCAGCUGUUGCAAAACUACAACUCCAAACAUGCCCGGACAGCCUUAGACCGGUGUUACCUAAUCAGUGUGC